Molecule: messenger RNA, 591 nt
Organism: Didymodactylos carnosus
Lineage: Eukaryota; Metazoa; Rotifera; Eurotatoria; Philodinida; Philodinidae
Source: the annotation of a GenBank genome assembly
AUGAACGGAUACAAAUUCGAAAAAACAGACGAAGCUUCAUUAUUUAUGUGUGAACAAAUAACAGACGAUCAAACAAUUAUCGUUGGUCCGUUUCGAUAUACGUGGUCUCAAUUUAAAUUGCAACAUCCUGAUUGGGUUUUCGAAUCGUUACUCAACGAUCAGGACUUAGAUCGACUACACGAAAAAUUUCUUACGAUUUGGACAAAAAUUGAUCGGGAUUUAUGUGGCAAAUAUGGGAUGAAUUUUGUAACCUACAACACUCAGAUGAUCAAUACACCUGAGUCAUACCACUAUAUUCUACUUCUCGACGGCUCUGGAUCAGUGGAUGGACAACCGUGGGGCCAUUUGAUAGCAGCAGUUAAAGAAUUUCUUCAACGUCGUUCCGAACUCGGCACAAAAGACCGUAUUACAAUAAUUAAAUUUACCCAUCGUACUGAACUUGAAUGUUUUGAUGAAGAAAUAAAAGACGUUAACGUUGAUAGAAUAGAAUUUAAAGGUGGAAAUACAAACUUCCGCAGUGCCUUUGAAAAAGUAAACGAUUGUAUUGCCCGUUCCAAAACAGCAGAUUCAAAAUAUGCAGUUAAAUCAUGA